Sphaeramia orbicularis (orbiculate cardinalfish) is the source of this 4633-nucleotide messenger RNA. It is a transcript of the gene zdhhc5a, whose product is annotated as zDHHC palmitoyltransferase 5a. The record is from RefSeq and is a predicted model, not a curated record. Bases 1070 to 3733 code for a protein of 887 amino acids. Gene Ontology annotation, biological process: protein palmitoylation. The transcript is spliced from 13 exons. Gene Ontology annotation, molecular function: palmitoyltransferase activity. NCBI's taxonomy places the organism in Eukaryota, Metazoa, Chordata, Actinopteri, Kurtiformes, Apogonidae.
CCCUGGCAUCAGAGUUUGUAGUACAGACAAAUAUGUCGGCCUCUGGGAAUCUCCUGACCACCAACAUUACGGACGUGUGAGGAGAGUGCCUGAAUGUCCUGGGAAUAUCUCCACGUCUUCUAUGUAACUUCCAUAUCUGCGACGCGGCUCACAGACAGAUUUUUAAAGGAGCCAUAAACCAGGUAGCCUCCAACCCGUGGCUAACAGUUGAAGCUAGCUACCUGCGCUUAAAAUAACGUCAGACACAUCGGUGGCAGCUAGCUAGCCGAACAUUUAAGCUACCGUUAACUGUAAAUUAGCUCUGACGCUGGGAUAGCGAGACCGAGACCGUGCAGCUUCAGGCUUCUGGCACCGUUGAAUGACUCUCGUAUGGACCAUAAUGGAUGCAAGGCGUUGUCUCUUCUGGUUAUAAUCCUAAGAGGAACAGACACGGGCACGUCCCCUUCACCGCUUUUGGACCCGGAGCCAGAGUAAAAGCCCUUACAGGUACAGAGUCAACCAACCACUGGACCAUAUUCGCUUUGUGAACCUGCUGAAGACCUGCUCAUUUUUACACCAGACACUCCACACCAUAAAAACAGAACCAGCUGAUUAACAGUGGAUGGAAAAAAAAAAAGGUUGGAUCCUGAAAGCUAAACAUGAAGACUCAGAUGGCGUACUCCAUCCUAUAGCCAUAAAGGCCCUUUUUUUUCUCCCUUUGGUUUAUGUUUAGGUCAGUUUUGUUACAUUGCUCCAGAGAGACUGGGUCCUCCAAGGGAUUAUUGUGGGUGUGUGGUAUCCAAGCCUCUGUGCUCUCCACUGGGGAAGGAAGCAGAGGGAAGUCCCUGGAGGAGAGGGCAGAAAAGAAAACUGUGUGUAUCUGCGAGGCUGACAGUUGCAUAACAGACACGGCCAGUCUCCAACGCAGCACGCUAACACGGACUAAUACAGCGAAACAAGAAGACCAAUGGGGGGAAAUGAAGUAGAGCCUGAUACAACCCCAGGAGCACUGGAUUCAGUUUUAAUCCCUUGUGUUAUUCGAGCCCUUUGAACACAUUCAGACAUCUAUUAUUUACAUGGAUACUAAUGGAUGUUCUACUGGAUUUCCCCACAGAUGUUUUGGAAAUCAACACACCAUUACCUCCUGCUUCUUGUCUUCCAAUCACAAUCCCGGUGGAGCUGGCAGCAACUGCUGAACACACACACAUACAAGCAGGAAGUGAUGCCAGGUGGCAGCAGUAAGAGUGGAGGGCGGGGCCCAUCCUCCUCACCCCUUCCACAUGCAGUGGUCCCGCCCACUCGGCCCCUGCGACCCUCCCGCUACGUCCCGGUGUCAGCAGCUACGUUCUUCCUCGUUGGCUCCACAACGCUCUUCUUCUGCUUCACGUGUCCGUGGCUGUCCGAGCGUUUCUCUGUGGCUGUGCCCAUCUACAACGGGGUCAUCUUCCUGUUUGUUUUGGCUAAUUUCUGUAUGGCCACAUUCAUGGACCCAGGCAUCUUCCCCAGAGCCGAGGAGGACGAGGACAAAGAGGAUGAUUUCCGUGCUCCCCUGUAUAAGACGGUGGAGAUCAGAGGGAUCCAGGUCAGAAUGAAGUGGUGUUCGACCUGUCGCUUCUACAGACCGCCGCGCUGCUCGCACUGUUCUGUCUGCGACAACUGUGUGGAGGACUUUGACCACCACUGUCCCUGGGUGAACAACUGCAUUGGUAGGAGGAAUUACCGCUACUUUUUCCUCUUCCUCCUGUCCCUGACGGCCCACAUUAUGGCUGUGUUUGGCUUCGGCCUCCUCUUCAUCCUCUACCAUCGGCAGAACAUUGACCGCCUGCACGCUAUUGUCACAUUGGCCGUGAUGUGUGUUGCAGGCCUGUUCUUCAUCCCUGUAGCGGGACUCACAGGCUUCCAUAUAGUGCUUGUGGCCAGAGGCAGGACUACCAAUGAACAGGUGACAGGGAAGUUCAGAGGAGGCGUCAAUCCUUUCACAAACGGAUGCUGGAAGAACGUUUCCCAUGUACUCUGCAGUUCACAGGCACCCAGGUAUCUGGGCAGGAAGAAGUGUGUGCAGAGCGUUUGCGUCCAGCCUCCUUUCCUGCGGCCACAGCUGACGGAGGCCCAGCUGGCUGCAAAGAUCCUAGACAACGGCAUACAGGGAGACCUCCACAGGUCCAAGUCCAGUCUGGAGAUGAUGGAGAGCCAGUCAUGUGACGCCGAGCCCCCUCCUCCUCCUAAACCAGAGCUGCGUUACCCUGGAAUCACCCGAGGAAACACAGAGGAGUGCAGUCUGCUAAAUAAAGCCCCUCCCACCCCCACCAUGUACAAGUACAGACCCACGUACAGCCCUGGGAAAAACCACACGGCGCUCACACAUGCAUACGCCAACCAGUUAAGUCGAGGCGAGAGUGUCGGCAGUGCCAGGGACUCCUCCUCCUCCACCUCCUCCCUCCUCCAGGCCAGCCAGCAGCCUGGUUUCCGCUCCCAGCCCAGCCUGGACCGGAGGGACACUUCAUCAGACAGAGUUGGAGGGGGAGGAGGGGGUGAGAGGAGGGAGGGAGGCAGAGAGGUGGGAGGAGGGGGCAUGCCCGGCUACUCCCUUGGUGGACGCUCGUACCCCUCCUUCUCUGACCCCACUGUCCUCUCAGGAGUGGCAUCGCGCUCUUCCAGCUCCACACACACCUCAGCGGGCGCCGCCCACAUCUCUGAGGUGACAACCACCUCAGCCAGCUUCAAGAGCUUAGCCAAUCAGACCCCGCCGCCACACCACCCAUCCCGCAACGGGAGCCUGUCAUAUGACAGCUUACUGGCCGGCGAUGAGUUCGACAAAGGGCCAGCGGCAGGCUCUGCGGCCCCUGACGUUGGCUCAGGGAGGCCCUGUACGCCGGCGACGGGCGGCUUCAGCUCGCCGUUCCUCGCGUCACAGCAGAAAGACGCUGAGAUGCACUCCCAGUCCACCCAGUCGCCCCAUCGCCACCACCACCACACCUCCCACCACCACCAUCACCCUUUCCUCCAUCGAUCCUCGUCCUCUACGUCCUCCUCUCCACCACCUCCCCCAGAGAGGGAGCGUCUACUUGGGGAGACCCAUGCCGGAGGUCACCCCCCGUCUGCCAAUCAGACCACUACUGCACCCCCCUCCUCUGCCCCGCCUCCCCCACACCACCACCAUUCCCAUCAUCACCACCACCACCACCAUUCCCACCAUCAUCACCACCACUCCUCAUCUUCUUCCUCCACAUCCCGCCCUCCCCGCUUUGCUGCCCCUCACGCACCCCCACACCAUGCCUACCCCUACCGCACCCGCUCCACUGACACCCCCCUGGGCUCCUCAAACCCCACCACCCAUCCUCCCCGCUCCCCACACCCCCCACCCCUGGGCAAGUCGCUCUCUUACUCGAGCGCUGCCGCAGCUGAAAUGCAAUACCGGCUGGUCCGAAACGCCUCAGCGUCGGCUGGAGCCAAUGCAGCGGGGGUAGGAGGAGGAGGAGGAAGUGGAGGGAUGGGAGGAGGAGGAGUAAAAGCGCCGAAGGAUGAGCUGAUCCAGAUGAAACCUUUAAGCUGGACCAAUGGCGGUCAGCCCUUUUCUUCUCACUCCUCCUGCUCCGCCCCUUCCUCUCCCUCCCACCCGGUCAGUGUGUCGGCCCGGCCCGGAGUAGCGUAUCCUGGCUCGGUACUGGCGCAGAGCCCCGCCCACAAGCCUCAGGCCAGCGGGGUGAAGAAGGUGACGGGCGUCGGAGGCACCACCUACGAGAUUUCAGUUUAAACCGCUGAGUACAGCUCUCGGACCAACGACACUAAGAGCCUCUUUAAGGUUUAGUUUUAAGACAGGAAAACCACUAUCUUACUGCGUACCUGGAGGAUGAAAAAGGGGGUUCUUUAAUCUGGAGCUGUGGAGCUGAACUGCACUGGACAGUAAGGCCUGGAGUUAGCCAUGCUUAGUCACCGUAAAGGAACUCACUGGACCAAACACAUACCGUACUUUAGGUUGGACUGUACACGAACACUUGCAUGGCAAUCACUAUCACUGCCAGGGUUAGAGGUUUGAUCCACCAGUGAACUCUAAAGGCUCCUUCCUGCACUUUCAAGCUGCAUUUCAGCAGAAUUUUGGCAUCAGACAUUUCUGUUUCAACACUUUCACACUGCGCAAAUCACUGAACACUGAUCAGUCCUGUGAGGGUCUGUGAUCACAAUGGCAGUGGCGUCUUAGCGGUCUGUGGAACCAGAUCAAAAUCACGUCAGAUGAAUAGAAGGGCUGGAUGGAAGCGUAAACACGCAGACGCUGAACUGUUUGCCGUCUUGCUCAUAACCUUCAGAAGUCAGCUGAAGACACGAACGUGGCCUGGAAGGAGGUAAAUAAUCAGUUAUUGAGUCUGUUAUUGACCUGUGACAAUCUACCAGAGUCUGGAAGGAGACAGUCACCCAUGAACUUUUUUUUAAAUCAAUGUUGCAGUGUGGAUUUGACUUUUUGAGGGGAGGACAGCGGGACUUUGAAAGCUGACCCCACCACGCCGACCCCCUCUUUCUUUGAUUCAUUUGAUGCGUUACUCCUAGAUGUGAAUAUGAUUCCAUGUUUGUACAGGAUGAUGUGAUUUUAAAUGUGGAUUUCUUAAAAAAAAAAAAACAAAAACAAAUAAGUGGCAUUCAUAAUGGACUGCAGCAUGCA